Vespula pensylvanica (western yellowjacket) is the source of this 2388-nucleotide messenger RNA. RefSeq lists its product as uncharacterized. The transcript is spliced from 9 exons. The record is from RefSeq and is a predicted model, not a curated record. The coding region runs from base 1543 to 2202 and encodes 219 amino acids. Lineage: Eukaryota; Metazoa; Arthropoda; Insecta; Hymenoptera; Vespidae.
AUUAUACUUCAGUAAAUUUAGAAUGGUUUUUUUACAUUAUUAUUAAAAAAUACAUGUAAUGGUUUCAUUUGAAAAUAGUUGAAUCUUUUUUAUCGAAAAGAAAAUAUUUAGUGAAGUUUCUAUUGUUGCAAUUUAUCGCCGAUUAGAGAAUGUUAAGUUUCUGUUUACAUUAUUUUUUGUCAAAUUUUCAUAAUUGCUAUUAUAUAUUUAUCUAUGUAUAUUGUCAAAUAUUUAUAGAAUGUUCGUUUUAAAAUUGGCGGGGCAUUAAAUUCGGCGCCAUCUAGCGAAAUUAACAUACAUUAAAGAUGCAGUUGCAUUUUAUAAUCUAAUCGUGGUUGAUUUACGAUUAGAAUAAAAGAUAAAAAUUAAAAGAAAAUCUUAAUUCUGUGUUUUAUAAAUGAAACAAUUAGACCAUAUUAAUCAAGUACUUUAUUCGAUAUAUUUUUCUUCUUCUUUUUCAAAAUUGUUAAAAUUCGAACUAAUUGUCCUCGCUUAACCUAACAUAUACUUUCUUCAGAAGAUAUUAUUCAAUUAUAUAAUGAUAUAAUAUAAUAAUUUGCAAUAUGAAAUCGUCGAUUUUUUUCGAGUUAUAGAAAAAGAAAUUCCUUUAAUCGAUUUUACAAAAACGAAGAAAGAUUUGGAUUCAAAUGGGAAUAAAUUUUCCGGAUGGCGAACGUUUUCGUUGACACGUUGAGUUGCAUUUUCAUAACGAUCAAAGUCUGUGUGCAUCGGGAAUAUUCAUACCGAGGAAAGACAUAUUCCUCUGCAGCUAUUCUCCGAGAUGCAAUUUUCUCUUUCCUUUUCUUUCUCUCUCUCUCUCUCUCUCUCUCUCUCUCGCUCUCUUUCUCUCUCUCCGUCUUUCUCUCGCUAGGAGGGCCAAAAUCGUCAAGAAGAUAUCGUUGCAGACAAAAUGAAGAAGGAUAAAAGAUAAAGCAGCAGCAAUAGUAGCAGCAAUAGUGCCGUUAAAUCGUUAAAAUUCUUAGGAUUCGUCGCUAUGUUCGAACGUGAAAUAAAACGAAUCGCUUUGUAUUUCAUGACAUGGGCGGACAGUAGAAAAGUUGGAUGAAGUAGACGAAAUAGACGAUACUUUGACGAAGGACACGAAGGGUGUAAUGAAAAAAAAAAAGAAAAAAAAAAAAAGGAAAAGAGGACAACGCAUAACUUUCCUUCUAUUCACUGAACCUCGUUACCCUUGUGAACUCCAUUCUCAUCUAAUUAUCGAAUUUAAUUUUGUCCUCGUUAUAGAGGGAUGCCUCUUAACGAAGUCUUGCACGAGUACUUGCCACCCUUUCAACAGACGUCCUAUUCGCUAGUAUCGUCGUUGUCGACGUUGUAGUCGUCGUCGCCGUCGUCAUCGUCGUCGUCGUCGUCAUCGUCGUCGUCGUCGUCGUCGUAGACACUCGUACGAGUACGCUUCAUCGUAACUCGAGAGCUUCCACGAUCGUGCGUAGCCCUUAAUUGGAGACGCACGAAGGACUCGUGGCGUUCCUAGGGAGUUUGCUAGAACAUGAAGGAGAAGAACGAGGAUGAUGAAGAGGAGAAAUGGCGCCGAUGGAAGACACGUUGAAGGCUGCUACCUGCUGGUUAUAUCCUUUUCUUCUUCCUUUUCGAAGGGCCAUUCUUCUUGAAAAUGAAAAGGAGUUCCCGAUAAAGUGUUGGAAUGAAAGAGGAGCAAAACAGAAGGAAAUAGAAAAGGGAGAAAGGGAAAGAAAUCACGAGGAAGGAUCUCUUUAUAAUCUUCAGGAAAUUCUGUCGAGGGAAAGGAUGAAUUUUGCACGAUUAAUCAAGGAACGAAGAAGCACUUCUUCGAUUCAGCUCGAAGGCGUACACCCUUUCGAAUUACCACGGUUCGAUUCACAUCUGCAACACCAAUGUACAGGAAAAGUACGAGGAGAUGAAGAGAUGAAGAGAAAAAGGCGACGUAGAAAUUCUCAGGGAAUCGAGAAGUCGAUGCACCGCCACGCUGGAAUGGGAUUGCGAGAAGCUGAACGAAUAUUUAAAGAAUCACCUCGCAUGCAACGAUCUAGUUCGAGAAUUACUAAGCCCUUCUACGAUCAAAUACUCGAGAGUCUGAUUAAAGAAAUGCUGCUGCUGCUGCUGCUGUUGCUGUUCGAUCAUCCCUUUCACGAGCUGGAUUAUUAUUAUCUUUUUGAUUCGUUCAAUAAUUGCAAUGUCGCAGAGACGAGUAUAAGCAUGGGAUAAUAGAGGGUUAGUAAACCUUAGUUGGAUUUCUACCAAGUAAUAAACGAAUUGGACGAUAUGUAAAAUAAUGAAUAUCGUACGAUAUGGCACAGCCAUCGUGCCUGCCAUAGUUCGAAAAGAGAAUAGGCUAAGCGAAAGAGAACGAAUGGACUCAAUUCUAACAGCAGGAAGACGUUUCUACAUACA